AUGAUGGAGACACUUCAGAAACUAGAAGGAGAAACAAACCACCUCAAACCACCUGUCAAUCAAAUAUCACCCAGCAAACCACCUGUCAAUCAAAUAUCACCCAGCAAACAAUCUGUCAAUCAAAAAUCGCCCAGCAAACCACCUGUCAAUCAAAAAUCAUCCAGCAAACCACCUGUCAAUCAAAUAUCGCCCAGCAAACCACCUGUCAAUCAAAUAUCACCCAGCAAACAACCUGUCAAUCAAAAAUCGCCCAGCAAACCACCUGUCAAUCAAAAAUCAUCCAGCAAACCACCUGUCAAUCAAAUAUCGCCCAGCAAACCACCUGUCAAUCAAAUAUCGCCCAGCAAACCACCUGUCAAUCAAAAAUCAUCCAGCAAACCACCUGUCAAUCAAAUAUCGCCCAACAAACAACCUUUCAAUCAAACAUCACCCAGCAAACCACCUGUCAAUCAAACACCAUCCAACAAACCACCUGUCAAUCAAACAUCACCCAGCAAACCACCUGUCAAUCAAACAUCAUCCAGCAAACCACCUGUCAAUCAAACAUCAUCCAAAAAAACACCUGUCAAUCAAACACCAUCCAACAAACCACCUGUCAAUCAAACACCAUCCAACAAACCACCUGUCAAUCAAACACCAGCCAAAAAAACACCUGUCAAUCAAACACCAGCCAAAAAAACACCUGUCAAUCAAACACCAUCCAACAAACCACCUUUCAAUCAAACAUCACCCAGCAAACCACCUGUCAAUCAAACACCAUUCAGCAAACCACCUGUCAAUCAAACACCAUCCAGCAAACCACCUGUCAAUCAAACAUCACCCAGCAAACCACCUGUCAAUCAAACACCAUCCAACAAACCACCUGUCAAUCAAACACUGGUCGUCACACUGUGA
Messenger RNA from Pimephales promelas (fathead minnow), 894 nucleotides. The record is from RefSeq and is a predicted model, not a curated record. Lineage: Eukaryota; Metazoa; Chordata; Actinopteri; Cypriniformes; Leuciscidae.